AAGUCACCACCAGGAUGAUGUAGUUGCCCUAGGGAUAAGCUAUGGUUUGCCUCUGUGCCCUUGGCUUCAUUGUAGCGGAAGCUCAGUGGACCUUGCCCUUGAUACCCCUCCUUUUUAAAGCCCCCCUCUCUAGCCUCUAUAUAGCUCUCAGGAUUCCCCAAAAGUUCCACUAAAGAGCUUUGUCUGGGAUUUUCCUACUAACUGCUGAUUCAUACUAGAAUGUGACUGACAAUAAGGGAAUAAGGCAAUCAGACAUAAGGACAAACAGAACAAGCUGGAGGGACAGUUAGGGGUAGGGUAACAGACCUGAAGGGCAGCCAAGAAAAUGAGGCUCAUGGUUCAGUACAACCACUGACUACUCACUGUAUGUGUUGCACAAGUUUUCCACUUCUUUGAGCCUCGGUCUCCCCAUCUAUAAGUUCAAGGAGGUGACACGAUACACUCCCACUCCCUCAGCCUGAGAUUCCGAGGGUACCCAGGGCCACAGGAAGUAUAUUACCUAUUGACCCUGUAUCAAAGACGACAAAUUCAGUGGCUGAUAACAACAUAAAUUUAUGAUUUUAGUGUUCUAGAGGUCAGAAUUCUGAAAUGGGCCAGCAGGGAUGCAUUCCUUCUGGAGGGUCACGGGAGAAUCUAUUUCUUGCCUCUUGUAGCUUCUAGAGAAUGCCUGCAUUCAUUGACUUGUAAUUGCAUCACUCUGGCUUCUGUUCCCAUUGUCACAUCUUCUCUGAUUCAGACACCCCGCCUCCUCCUUAUAAGGACCCUUGUGAUGACAUUGGGCCCACCUGGGUAAUCCAGGCUAUUCUCCCCACCUCAAGAUCCUCAACUUAAUCACCUCUGUGGAAUCCCUUUGAUAUAUAAAGUGACAUAUUUCAGGGAUUAGGGUGUGGAUAUCUUUGGGAGGCCGUUAUCUGUUGACCAGAGGGAGGCUGCGUUUUGCAAGGAGGUUCAGUAAAGCCUUGGGGGUGCUAAUGGGAAUCUACAGAGGCUAUACCAGCCAAUGAGGACAAUACCCUGGGCAGCCAAGACCUCCUGAGCCCAAAUUGCACCUGGCUCAGGUGUCCCCUUUCAGUAACUGCUGGAUGUGUCAGAACAGAGGCCAAGGAUGAGAUGGGACCAGGAACAAGGCACUGUUCCUGGAGUCUGAAGACCCAGGGUUCAGAUGCAGCUCAGCCAGUGACUUCCCAGGUGAUUGUGAAAAAGUUACUCUCCUCCUGGGUCAAAGGGGCCUGGCAGGUCCUUGCUGGUUUGCCUUACAGGACUCCCACAGUGGCUGUGAAGGUGCCCGGCCAAUUGUCAGGUGCACGUGGGGAUGCUGGUGGCUGUUGUCGUUGCUGGUAUUAUGGAUGAAAGUCAUGGGAGGGACUGAUAGCCUCGGAGAGCAAGAGGACCUGAAGAGAUUCCCAGAGUGAAAGAUCAGGAGGCCAGAGGACCUGAGAGGAAAGGCAACAGAGUGCUGCAGAGCUCCAUGACUGGGCGUGUCCUCCCAACAUGGCCACCCGUGCGUCCCCUCUGCCUCUCACCAUCGAGGUCGCCGGCCCUGAGAACAGCAGCUCCUUCUAUGACUAUGAGGACUACCUGGACGAGGUGGCCUUCAUGCUGUGCAGGAAAGACGAGGUGCUGUCCUUCAGCCAAGUCUUCCUGCCGACCUUCUACAGCCUGAUCUUUGUGCUGGGCCUGGGCGGGAACCUCCUCCUCCUCGUGGUCUUGCUGCGGUCCAUGCCGCGCAGGCGGAUGACUGAGGUCUACCUGCUGAACCUGGCCGUCUCCAACCUCCUGUUUGUGGUGACGCUGCCCUUCUGGGGCAUCUCCGUGGUCAGGCACUGGGUCUUCGGGAAUUUCCUGUGCAAGCUGGUGAGCACCCUCUAUAACACUAACCUCUACAGCAGCAUCUUCUUCAUCAGCUGCAUGAGCCUGGACAAGUACCUGGAGAUUGUCCGCGCUCAGCCGCACCACAGGCUGAGGACGCGGGCCAGGCGUUGGGUCCUCGCUGCCGUGGUGUGGGCAGUGGCCCUGGCUGUCUCUGUCCCUGACAUGGUCUUUGUGCGGACGCAUGAAUACCCCGCGGGGGUGUGGAACUGCUAUCCGGAUUUCGGGGGGCAUGGGACCACUUGGAAGCUCAUCCUCCGCUUCCAGCAGAACUUCCUGGGGUUUCUCCUCCCACUCUUGGUCAUGAUCUUCUUCUACUCCCGCAUUGCCUCUGUCCUGCUCAGGCUGAGGACCCCCGGCCAGGGCCGGGCUCUAAGGAUCGCCGUAGCGCUAGUGGUGGCCUUCUUCAUGCUGUGGUUCCCGUACAACCUCACCUUGUUUCUGCACUCGCUGAUGGACCUGAAAGUCUUUGGGGACUGCAGGGUCAGCCAGCACCUAGACUAUGCCAUGCAGGUGACAGAGAGUGUCGCCUUCCUUCACUGCUGCUUCACCCCUGUCCUCUAUGCCUUCUCCAGCCGCCGCUUCCGCCAGUACCUGAAGGCUUCCCUGGCCACGAUGCUUGGACGGCACCAGGCACCUUGCCCUGCCCAGGCCCCACUGUCCAGCUGUUCUGCGAGUAGCAGCCUCACUGCCCAAGAAGAAAUGACCAGCAUGAAUGACCUUGGGGAGAGGGGAGAGGCAGGCUGAGGACUCCCCCAACAAGAGGGACGUGGGGAAAAGUGAAGCCUAAGUGGCCACAUCACAGUCUGGUGAGAGUGGAGGGGACCCAGCUCAGUUGGGCAUCCACCUAGUUUUAUUUCCAAGGGCCUCGGUAACAUUUUGCUAAACCCAGUGGUGAGUCCUUAGUUCUCGGCCACCAGCAGCAUUAGCUCAUGCCUGCCUCCUUCCUCCACUUUCUCUAUUGCCUUCCAGGACAAAACCGCCUACAUGAAAGGUAGCAUUUCUCUAGACCUGCUCUAUCCAACACGGGAGCCACCAGCCACACAUGGCCCUCGAGCUCCUGGAAUGGGGCUGUCUGAAUUGAGACAUGCUGCAAGGGUAAAAAGUAUAUGCCAGAUUCUGAAGACAACAGAAAAAAAGAAAUGGAAAAAUAUUUCAUUAAUAGUUUUUAUAUCGAUUACAUAAUGAAAUGCUAGUAUUCGGGCUAUAUGGGGUUAUGUAAAAUAUAGUAUUAUAUAAAAUUGAAUUUUACUUGUUACUUCCUCUUGCAUGAGCUGCUGUAAUAGUUUUCCAGCUGCCGUAAUAGUUUUCCAGCUGCCCUCUGCGUUCCCUAUCGUCACUGUCUCCUAUCUAAUCUGCAUCCAACAGCCAGGGUGAUCACGACACCCUCAGCUAUCACUCCCAACUCCCUCAGAGAAGCCUGAGACCCUCCACCCACCAGGCUGCUCCCUAAAUCAGCUGGGAAAAUAUUAAUUAAUAUCACAGCCUUGGUGGUGACUCUAGGAUCUGGCAAUCAGGAGGGGCUGGAGACAGUCCACCUGGGAGCUGCCCAGGAACAGGAGUUCUCAGCGGGGAGGCAGAGUGAACACAUGUUCCCGGCAGUCCUGGACCAUACACCUCCCUCUGCCUCCCAUGCCCCCUCUCAGGACCCUUCAGGGCUCCCUGGGGCCUGCCCAAUCAGGUUCAGAACCUUUGUCUAACUUCAAGGCUGGCGCUUUCACAAGUAGAAUCCCAUAAACCGGUUCACCCUUACACCUGCCCUACUUCCUUUCUCAUUUCUUGGCUGACAGGCACCCCGGCUGUUUCCUGCAUGUUCCCACUUCUGUGCUUUUGUGCUUGCUGGCUCCCUCAAGUAACAGGGAUCAUGAUCUGAAGACACGAAGUAAAUUAGCCGAGGCUAGAAGUCAGGUUUCCAUCAUUUAAUCUACAUUUAGGAAAUGAGGGUGAGAAAUGAAGGAAUAAGAUACCAAACCCUGUGGGCUCCAGUCUGGGGAAGGGAGCAGGAGAAGGAAACCAGGACGCAGAAAGCAAGGGCACAUAGCAGACGUGCUGUGACACAAACGGUACUAAGGGAGCCCCACGCGGUGGAGGCCAUUUCUGGCCAGAGGGUGGAAUGGAUGAAAUCGAAGAUGGCUUUUGGGAAUAGCUGGCACGUCUGGGAAUAGGUUGGCAGUAAAAGCAAGCAACUGUGCUUUCCAAGCUGUUCUACUGGGGGAAACA
Messenger RNA from Hipposideros armiger (great roundleaf bat), 4089 nucleotides. It is a transcript of the gene ACKR2, whose product is annotated as atypical chemokine receptor 2. Gene Ontology annotation, biological process: G protein-coupled receptor signaling pathway; positive regulation of cytosolic calcium ion concentration; cell chemotaxis. The transcript has 2 exons. Gene Ontology annotation, molecular function: C-C chemokine receptor activity; C-C chemokine binding. Bases 1492 to 2616 code for a protein of 374 amino acids. The record is from RefSeq and is a predicted model, not a curated record. NCBI's taxonomy places the organism in Eukaryota, Metazoa, Chordata, Mammalia, Chiroptera, Hipposideridae. Gene Ontology annotation, cellular component: external side of plasma membrane; membrane.